Propithecus coquereli (Coquerel's sifaka) is the source of this 1568-nucleotide messenger RNA. RefSeq names its product N-acylsphingosine amidohydrolase (acid ceramidase) 1 (gene ASAH1). The record is from RefSeq and is a predicted model, not a curated record. The coding region runs from base 1 to 795 and encodes 264 amino acids. The transcript is spliced from 9 exons. Lineage: Eukaryota; Metazoa; Chordata; Mammalia; Primates; Indriidae. Gene Ontology annotation, molecular function: N-acylsphingosine amidohydrolase activity.
AUGAGAGAGGGAGCAAUACCCUUUCUCACUUCUGAACAUAAGGCAAACAAGAACAUUGGAAUGGGUCAUCUACUACAUGGGAGAAACAUGGAUUUUGGAAUAUUUCUUGGGUGGAACACAAAUAAUAAUACCUGGGUCGUAACUGAGGAACUAAAACCUUUAACAGUGAACUUGGACUUCCAAAGAAACAAUAAAACUGUCUUCAAGGCUUCAAGCUUUGCUGGCUAUGUGGGCAUGUUAACAGGAUUCAAACCAGGACUGUUUAGUCUGACACUAAAUGAACGCUUCAGUAUAAAUGGUGGUUAUCUGGGUGUCCUAGAAUGGAUUAUGGGAAAGAAAGAUGCCAUGUGGAUAGGGUUUAUCACUAGAUCAGUUCUGGAAAAUAGUACUAGUUAUGAAGAAGCCAAGAAUAUAUUGACCAAGACCAAGAUACUGGCCCCAGCGUACUUUAUCCUGGGAGGCAACCAGUCUGGGGAAGGUUGUGUGAUUACACGAGACAGAAAAAAAUCUUUGGAUGUAUAUGAACUUGAUCCUAAGCAGGGUCGAUGGUAUGUGGUAGAAACAAAUUACGACCGUUGGAAAAACCCCUUCUUCCUUGAUGACCGAAGGACAGCUGCACAGAUGUGUCUAAACCGCAUAACCCGAGAGAAUAUCUCAUUUGCAACCCUAUAUGAUGUCCUGUCAACAAAACCUGUCCUCAACAAGCUGACUGCAUUCACAACGUUGAUAGAUGUCACCAAAGGUCAGUAUGAAGCUUACCUGCGGGACUGCCCAGACCCUUGCAUAGGUUGGUGAGCACACGCCUGGCCCGCAGAGCGCGCCGCUGAGACGCGAAGACUCGACUGCAGACGUGGCUACUAGUGCAGCCGUCGGAGCUUCCCCAGACUCAGACUCAGGACAGGUUCUGUGUGUCUUGAGCUUGUCCUCCAUGUGUUUCCAGUUUACAGACUGUUUUUGCCCUAACAGGUGAUUUUUCUUAUUUACAGGUAACUUCUUAAAGUGAAGUAAAACAAUCAUCUAGAAUUUUCUUAGUUUCAUUUCACUUUGACAUUUAGGGAUGGGAAUGGGCAAUUAAACCACGUGGGAUCCACCUCCAUGUAACAAAUCAAGAUUCUCUGUGGGUGUUUAAUCCAGUGUGUCUGUGUGAGUACUGUAAAAGCAAAUGUCCACGCUAUUCAGUUUUUCAUUUUUAUCUACAUAUUUGUAUGUUUUUCUAUAUAGCAGUCUUUUCCUCUGGUUCUAACUACUACUAAAAUUAAUAUACCGUUGUUGUCUUUGCUGUUAAUGACAAUAUAAUUUCACUACACGUGAUCAGGGGGAUGAGACAGACAUUCAACUGUGUAUUUCUUUUAAUGGGCAAUAAAUGGUCCUUUGACUCUGUAAAUAGUACUUUUUGGGGUUCAUGAAGUGAGCAGUAUGCAAGGUGGUCUUUUAUACAAAGAAAUGAAGUGUUCCUUUUUUCGUAAUUUCUCUACCUCCCAUUAGCCCCAGGAAGUUGCUAACUUCAAAAACUGAAUUCCCAGGUUCUGUGAGUUAGAAAAUAAACAUGUCAAAGACUUGUGCAAAGU